Spodoptera litura is the source of this 2611-nucleotide messenger RNA. RefSeq lists its product as uncharacterized. NCBI's taxonomy places the organism in Eukaryota, Metazoa, Arthropoda, Insecta, Lepidoptera, Noctuidae. The record is from RefSeq and is a predicted model, not a curated record.
CAGAGUUGGAGUUCUCUUAUCAGUAUCAGUGCAUGUCAGUGGUGCGUCAGCUAUCAAUAUCAAAUUAUUGGUUACCACUAACUUGUUUAGAAAAUAUUGUAGAAUUCUUGUUGUUUUUGUGUGUGAUAAAAAUAUAAAUUAACGGUUAGUAAGAAGAGCGAUGCCCGGGUGUAGUAUUAUUGGGUGUAGAACCAAACAAGUCAGUAAACCGGCAGGUGUAACAUUACAUCGUUUGCCUGUGAUUGAACCACGCAGAAGUAAAUGGUUGGAGACAAUUGGUGUGGAGAACAUAGACACUACAAAAAAACAUAUCUAUGUUUGUUCACUUCAUUUUGAAGCGUCAUGUUUUAACCGAACAAUGAAUAUAGUUAAACUACGAGAUGGAGCCCUACCGUCACAAGCUCUAUUGCCUCUGACUAGACUAAAAACGUCUGACAUAAUGUCCGAAAGAGACCAAAAUGCAGUUGCGAGUGCCUCGGUCUACGACAUACAGUUUGUAAAUAUGCCACAUAGUAACCCAGAGUAUAUGCCUCCAACCAGAUGUGUGGCUGAAAAUGAACCUAGAACAAUUACUGGAGUCAUCUCGAAGGAUGGUGUUGCAAAUAUAUCGGAUGACGCACUUCAUAUAAUUAAUAAAUUAAAGGCAAAAAUUCAGAAACAAGUAAAACACAUUAAAAGACUUAACGAAAAAAUAAGGCGACAGGGUAAAAAAAUCGCAAAUAUCACUAAUAUUAUGAAGGAAUUAAAACAAAGAAAUUCAAUAAAUAUGGAGACUGCGGAUUUGGUUGAAAGCUGUGUUCUCAAAAGGCAAAUCUCGAAAGAUAAAGGUCUUCCUUUAGAGGGACAAUAUUCUGAAGACAUCAGAAAAUCCGCUAUAACCUUAGGGUGAGAAAAAAAACAUAAUAUUGUACAUAUUAUAUAACAUUACGAAGUACAUAAAAUACGCCUAUGACAUCAUCGAACCUAAAUAAUUGGUAUGAACGGGUAAAUGCUGACCCUGGCUUUUGCUCUAAAGCAUUUCAGACAUUAAAAUCAUAUGUGGAGCAAACCAAUUAUCCUGUGGUAUGUGCAUUCUCGUUUGACGAGAUGGCGAUUAGAAAAUUUCUUUGUUGGGAUGUGCAAAAUGAAAUGUUUUGCGGGCGUGUUAAUUUUGGCGCCACUAUUGAUAGUGAGAGUCUCGAUGUCGCCAGUCAAUGUUUGAUGUUUUUGCUUAUCUGCAUCAACGAAAGACAGAAAUUACCCGUCGGAUAUUUUUUCAUAACUUUAAUGACGGGUGGACUAAAAGCAGCACUAUUGAAAAUUUGCAUAGAAAUGUGCAACGAAGUGGGUAUGAAAAUAAUAAGCGUUAUAUGUGACGGCCCUGUUGCAAAUUUCACAAUGUUUUCAUUACUGGGAUGUGUAGAAAUCAAAAUUUGACAUUGCAUUGCAGUUUACCUACAAUCAAUUCACAUUUUCAUUGACCCCUGCCAUGCCAUUAAAUUAUUUAGAAAUGCCUUAGGAGAGUUGAUGGUGUUUUAUGAUGUAAGUGGCAGAAAAAUCAGCUUCAGCUACUUAGCGCGCCUGCAAGAUCUUCAAGAAAAGAAAAGAUUGCACGUGGCUACUAAACUCACAAAAGCACGUAUACAUAACAUCACUCCCUUUAUUUCCGAAGGGGUAGGCAAGCAGAGGAGGUAAACAUUGCGGCACCUAAUGCCACUGUACAAUGUAGCACAAGCAAAUAUAAUGUUUGCAAAACAAAAAAAUAAAGUUCUUCUGGCCACUCAACUGCAGAGCAUUUCGGCCAUCGAUGCUUUAAAUUUUUAUGAAAACAAAUUAAAAAUUAAAAAAAUUAAAAGUGCAGAAGGAACCAUUACUUAUAUAAAAACGUCAUAUGACAUAUUUGACAUUCUGAAUAGUCAGUCAAUACGACCCACUGGAUGGAAGAAGGCCAUAUGCCGCGAAAAUAUUGGGCUAGUUGCAGUGUUUUUCGACAGUCCUAUAGAAAAUUUAAUAAAAAUUAAAGUUACCGACGGGACAACCAGUUAUAGAUUCGAAAAGAAAAACUGGAUUUCUUAGCCUUAUAGUCAACAUGAAGACCGCUAUUGCACUAUAUUGGCACUUAAUGAAAGACACGAAGAUCAUGAAAUAUAUUCCAUUAUAUAAAAUAAAUCAGGACCACAUAUUAUAAUUAUUUUUUUCGGCUGUCAGAGCACGUAGCGCGUUUAAUAACAACCGGGAUGCAGUACAGUUUAAAGCGGCCUUUAAACGAUUAUUAAUAAGAGCACAAAUAUUCGAAAUGGAGGAAUUGACAAUUGCAUCCCGCUAGAACAGGUUAAUUAACUUGUUCCAGCAAAAUUGAUUCAACAGAUGCUUUGAAUAAUUUGACCGUAAAACGUAAAUUAUUUGUUGUAUUAUAUUAUUAUGAGGCUGACGCAAUAUACAACCUUUUUGAUCAAUUCAUUGUCUGUUUAAUUAAUGAUCAAUUAAGAUACUCCGAAUACGUACCUAGUUACUUACCUAGCUGGAUUUGAGGCUAUAAAAUUGUCUUACUGCUCUAUGGAGUUCCAGAUGGAUAUUCAAUUACAUGUACGGCGCAAAAUAUUGUAUAUUAUAAAUAUUUAUUUCAUGAAUA